This is a messenger RNA of Tetrahymena thermophila SB210, 1413 nucleotides long. RefSeq names its product MFS transporter. NCBI's taxonomy places the organism in Eukaryota, Ciliophora, Oligohymenophorea, Hymenostomatida, Tetrahymenidae. Gene Ontology annotation, biological process: transmembrane transport. Gene Ontology annotation, cellular component: membrane. The record is from RefSeq and is a predicted model, not a curated record. Gene Ontology annotation, molecular function: transmembrane transporter activity. The transcript has a single exon.
AUGAAAAAUAAUUAAGUUAAAAAUGAUAGCUCAACUUAGAGCGCUGACUUGAAUUAAAACGAAGAUUAGCAGUAUAAAGAAUAUGGCUCAAGAUGGGCAACGGUUGGAGGUUUUCUUAUUAUUAACAUAGUAUAUAAUACAGUUAUAGGUGCAUUUAAUCCUAUUAAUUCAUAAGUAUCAAAGAUAUAUGAUAUAAAUCCCGUAGUAGUUUCUAUGAAUACUCUAGCUUCAAAUUUACUAUACUUACCUAUGGCUUUCAUUGCAAGCUUUAUGAUGCAAAAAAUUGGUAUGCGCAUUACUAUUUGGGUAUCAUGCGCUAUUAUGAUAGCAGCUUUAUGGAUAAGAUUAUUAAUUAACAAUAAUUAUUACAGUGUCCUAGCAGCUCAUAUCCUUUUAGGUAUAGGUCUACCUAUGAACUAAAAUAUGAUAAACAGUAUUCCCUCUAUUUGGUUUAGAGUUGAAGUAAGAUAAAAAAUAUUUUUAUUAUGCCUGCUUGGUUCCUUCUUGGGUUUAAUUCUCUCCAAUAUUCUCCCUGGAUUAUGGUUGAAUGGAUAUGACAUAGAUAAAGAUGCAUUAAAUAGCUAUAGAGAAGGUAGAAAUAAAUUGUAUUAAAUAAUGUCUAUUGAAGCAUAUAUUGGGACUCCUUUAGCUUUAAUUGGAUGCAUUCUUUUCUAAAAUAAACCUCCAACUCCUCCUAGCAAAGAAGCAGCCAAGGAAAAAUAACCUUUUCUACCUUAAGUAAAAUCAGUUUUAAGUAAUAAGGACUACUUGUUGCUAUUUAUGUCUUUUGGUUUGUUUUAAGGAUGUAAUUAAGGAGCUAAUGUAGUUUUAUCUUAUAUUUUAACUCCUUAUGGUUAUGGCUCCGAAGUUACAACUUAUUGUAAUAACAUAGUGAUAAUUGCAGGUGUUAUUGGUAUGAUGAGAGGAGGCAGGAUGUUUAGAAAUAAUCCUAAUUAUAAAAAGCACUUAAUGGUUAGUUGUAUUGUUUGCAUGAUCGGAUUUGGAGUUGCAAUUCCUGUUUUGCCAGUAAAUAACCAAACUCUUCUUAUUUUACCAUAUGCUCUAAUAGGAAUUUUAUCAUUUCACCCAAUGCCUCUUUUCAUUAAUCUGUCAUCAGAAGUAGCUUAUCCAGCAGACCCAAGCAUAUCAGGGGGUUUAUUAUAAGGCAGUGCAUAAUUAAUGAGUUUUAUUUCUGGUGAAGUCUAUUCUGCUAUUAUGAUAAAUGAAACAGAAGAACGUGCAAUAGUAAUUUACAUAAUUUAAAUUAUUUGUCUUGGAGUUGCUUUUCUACUUUUAUUCCCUCUAACUGUGCAAUUAAAAAGGACUGAAGCAUAAGGACCUGAUUAAUAACCAUUAUAAAAUUAAGUAGAAGAAUAAAAUUAAUAAAAAAAAAGAGAAAACAAACGUUUUUGA